AUGAGCGACUCAAAGAGCAGGGAAAAUGUUUUCAAAAAGAAUGUACUUCGGCGUCUGUAUGGGGACCACGAAGAAACUGAAACUUUGACAGAAAGGGAACAAGAUACCUCAGCACCUGUCGCUGACAGGAUAUGCGUCACUGCAAAUUACACAUGUCCUGUCAUACCACAGAAAAAAGUUUACACAGUGACUCCUAAACCACUUGGUGUUCUUUCGGACAAAAAGUCUUCUCUGCCUGUUGAACUUGAGGGACCAGAGUUUGUUGAAGAAGAGGAUUACAGUGAGUCAGAGGAAGAGGAAGAAGUUAAAAGGAGAAGAAGAAGAAAAAGAAAACAACAACAUAUUGACCAAACAGAAGGGCAGAGACAAAAAACAGAAAGUGUUGGAGUCUCAAAUCAAAUACUCACAAAAAAUCAAAAGAGAAAAUUGAAGAAAAAGAAAAGGAAAGAGAGAGAGAAACUAAGUCCAGGAGAAAACAAGAAGGGGUUUACAUAUUCUAUAGACACCAGUGAGGAUGUCACCAAAGGACAGAACAACUGUCAGAGAGAAGAGCUGUGUAACAAGUUACCAAAACUGGUGGAGUUUGUCAGGGCUGUGUGGGAAGUGUACAAUCAAGAUGUGAAGGACUCAAAACACCAUGAAGAAAACUUUGCCAAACUGUUAAAUCAGAUGGCCUCCAUAUCUGAUACAGAGGAUGAAACUGUUCUAAGUGAAUUUAACAAUCUGUGGCAUGUGAAAACUCUGCUUAUUCUUGCUGACCAUCCUAGGGCUGAAGAAAAAAUCAAACAUUUAGAAAACACCAUAACAGUAACAGUUGACAAAGAGUCCCUGGAAUUAUUAUGCAUUCUACUGAGGUACUGGAUAACUGACAUUGCAAAUCAGACGUGAUGAGUUGUAAAUAAGAGAUGAUGGGUCCAAAACAGUUGCUGUUGAUCGCAGACAAAAACCAUGUUCUUGGGAGACGUGAAAUUUCUAAGAACUGUUUGUUCAAGUUGCUGUCAAUUACAUACCAAAACAGUGUUCUUUGGAGACAUGUCAAACAGUUUUAUAUUUCUUAUUAAGAUGAGUAAAAAAUAUGGGACCUUCGAUUAUUUGUGUAGCAUUGAGCCAAGACACAAGACUGCCAAACAGGUCUAACACAUGCAAUAGUUCAUACUUCAUUUAGGAUAGUGGUAAAAAACGAGAUACAUUUGAUUGUCCAUUGUUAAUGUCCGUUUGUUUGUAUUAAAGGAGAUCUGACAAUCCACAGACAUGCACCUAAAGGUCCAUGCCAAUGUUAGAAAUCCCAAAAGGGGUUACAACUGAUAACUGUAUGUCAGCCAGUCUUUUCUCAUCAGAUGUCUUUAUAAUACAGAAUAAAGACCAUAACAAUUUUGAA
This is a messenger RNA of Ylistrum balloti, 1378 nucleotides long. RefSeq lists its product as uncharacterized. The transcript is spliced from 6 exons. Bases 1 to 888 code for a protein of 295 amino acids. Lineage: Eukaryota; Metazoa; Mollusca; Bivalvia; Pectinida; Pectinidae. The record is from RefSeq and is a predicted model, not a curated record.